Molecule: messenger RNA, 4161 nt
Organism: Gadus chalcogrammus (walleye pollock)
Lineage: Eukaryota; Metazoa; Chordata; Actinopteri; Gadiformes; Gadidae
Gene: rhobtb4
Product: Rho related BTB domain containing 4
Exons: 12
Coding region: 1630-3861 (743 amino acids)
Biological process (GO): small GTPase-mediated signal transduction
Molecular function (GO): protein binding; GTPase activity; GTP binding
Source: RefSeq, a predicted model, not a curated record
GACUCUAGUAGUAAAUAAUGCAUGGCUGCUGCUGCUUUAUGACGCUGUCAGAGGAUUGUCGAUACCGUCAAAGGGCAAAGGGCGGAUACGUUGAUUCCAGUAGCUUUCAAUCGCAUCAUUCUAUGCAUGUGGUCAAUCUUGAUCUAUAGAUGACAGGAUAUUUAGGUGGAAAGGAUAAUAGAGCGAGCUGAUAACGUUCAUUUUUGUUUCAACGACAUUAAUUAGAUGUUACUUUUCCUUCCCACAACUCUGCAAUCACCUGCGGCUUCACACCAAUAGCCUUGCCCCCCUGGAUUCUCACGCAAGAUUGAUCUAGCUUCAUUAGAAAGCCUUUGUUUACGGAACAGUCAGUACCGCACUCGACCAGUAGAUGUCUGUCUUCUUUCGGCCAUGGAACUCUUUGAAAUUGGAUAGCAGUUUUUUCUGGGUUGCAUAAGAACGACGGCCUAUGUAAUGCAUGUCGUUAACUAUGACUAAAAGUGGAAGCAACACACAAAAGGGGCUGAUGCAUUUACACUUAGUUAAAAAUAAACUGCAUUGACGACAGGUUGAGUGGCUUCUAAAGGGCAAUAUUGACCAAGCUAAAAGGCCUAAAUAGAUUUCUCCCUCAAACUUGAAUAACAUGUUAAUUGUGGCUAAAACUAAUUUGUGUCUCCAUUUCUGUCAUGCAUAUAAUGCAAUUAGUAAACAUUGGGAAAGGCAAACCUGUGCCAGCACAUACAAUAUUAGUGACUCAAUACAACAAACCAUGGGUCAACAAUUCUCUUUAAAGCACAACGAAUAGUAGGACUACCUUACAUUAUUAUCUAUUACACUGUUAUAAUAUGUUGCCAACACUACUUAUACUGAAUAGUAUAGGCCCCACUGUUAGUGUUGCUCUCAUGUGUCAAUGUAAUAUCUUAUUCUUCAAUUGAAUAUGCUGCUUAAUAUAUUAAGUUAUUUUAAGCUUCCCUAGUGACCGUUGAUUUAGGUUUAGAAAUAACACCUGUCGAGGUACCAUUUCUUUAUAUUAACAUUGAACCGUGUUUUCAGGCGUGACGGAGUUAAUGGGGCGGGAGGACGCGGUAUCAGGGCCGGUCCAGUCGCACUAACUGUCCUGUGAUUGGCCCGCCUCUCCCUAACUCAAGCACUUGCUCGAAGAGUUGUCUCUGACGCGGAUUGUUGUGGGCGUGUCGCGGAGGAUAUACUCCGGAGAAACAACAAUAGAAAAGAUGUGGCUUGGACUAUUAACGCCUGUGCCUAGUCUGUGUCUCGAUUCUGCUCCAAACGAAGGGAUGUGACAAUUAUAUGUUCACGUCUGUAGCGAAACGUCCAACCUACCACGUUUGGAGAAGUAUAGGUCAGCCUAGCCGGGCGAUUUAUGCAAUAGGAAUAUGUUGCCACUGUGACAAGUAGCCUACUUGUUCUGCGACAUCCGCAAAAAGUCUAUUUCCUCCCAUCUGCAACAACGGUCUGCAACCUCUUUUUAUUUCGAGAGUCUGUUUUCUUUCCGUUGCGGGACGCAGAUUGGCAUGUGGGUCAAUACUGGAACCGUCGGCAGCACUGCUGUCUCCCCACUGCUCAGCCUGAAAACCUCCGUCUGUUCUGUGGAGGAGUUUGGCAGCAGCCUGGGUACACUGGGCACUCUCCAUGGAUAUAGACACUGACUAUGAGCGGCCCAAUGUGGAAACCAUUAAAUGUGUGGUGGUGGGAGACAAUGCAGUCGGCAAAACACGGCUCAUCUGUGCCCGGGCCUGCAAUGCCACCCUCACACAGUAUCAGCUCCUUGCCACCCACGUGCCAACCGUUUGGGCCAUCGACCAAUACCGUGUAUGCCAGGAGGUGCUGGAGAGAUCCCGCGAUGUGGUGGACGAGGUGAGCGUGUCCCUGAGACUGUGGGACACCUUUGGAGAUCAUCACAAAGACAGGCGGUUUGCAUAUGGCAGGUCUGACGUGGUGGUGCUGUGUUUCUCGCUGGCCAACCCCAACUCCCUCCGCCACGUGCGCACCAUGUGGUUCCCGGAGAUCAAGCACUUCUGCCCGCGCACCCCGAUCAUCCUGGUGGGCUGCCAGCUGGAUCUGCGCUACGCCGACCUGGACGCCGUGAACCGUGCACGCCGACCCCUGGCCAAACCCAUUAAACCAACAGAUAUCCUUCCUCCGGAGCGGGGUCAUGAGGUGGCCAAGGAGCUGGGCAUCCCCUACUACGAGACCAGCAUCGUGGCCCAGUUCGGGGUCAAAGACGUGUUCGACAACGCCAUACGGGCCGCGCUCAUCUCCCGCCGCCACCUGCAGUUCUGGAAGUCCCACCUGAAGAAGGUGCAGAGGCCCCUCCUCCAGGCUCCCUUCCUGCCGCCCUGCCCCCCGCGGCCCAUCGUGGGCAUCCCGGACCCCCCUCCCCGGGACGGCGAGGCCCCGGACGCCCUCUUCUGCCAGCCGCUGUGCGCCGACGUCCUGUUCCUCCUGCAGGGCGGCGCCGCCCGCGUCUUCGCCCACAAGGUCUACCUGGCCACCUCCUGCUCCAAGUUCAACGACCUCUUCACCCUGGACCUCAGCGCCUCGUCUCUGGCCGACGGGGGCGGCGAACGCGACCGCGACGACGACGACGACGCAGAUGACGGCGACGACGACGCCGACGGCAGCCCCGGGCCGGAGAGCGAGGAGCGGUCGGAGAGCGCCGACGAAGACGAGCAGAACCGGAGGGGCGCCAAGGAGCAGGCAGGCCGCACCAAGAGCCUGGACAUCGACAAGGACACGGCGGAGGGCGGCGUGCGCGGCCUGAAGCGCCCCCCUCUGCCCCCGCUCGGCCCCCUCAGGACGUCCCAGAGCGACAACGCGCUGCCCUGCCGCGCCCCCUGCGGCCAGGCGGCACCGGGCAACAGCCACGCCCUGUCCGGCUGGGGGAGGGGCUUCCUGAGCGUGGGCGUGGAGCACGUGGACGACCCGGUGACCGGCAGGCCCCGGCUCAUGACGGUCGUCGCCAUGGACGCGCUCAUACAGGAAGAGCCCUUCCAGGCUGUGCUUCAGUACCUCUACACCGGUAGUCUGGACGAGGGGCGAGGGGACCUUAUGCAGGUGGCCACCAUUGCUGAGCUGUUGGAGGUGUUUGACCUGCGGAUGAUGGUGGCCAAUAUCCUGAACAGAGAGAGCUUCAUGAAUCAGGAGAUCACCAAGGCCUUCCACGUGCGGAGGGCCAACCGCAUCAAGGAGUGCCUGAAUAAGGGCACCUUCUCCGAUGUGAUGUUCAGAUUGGACAAUGGCAACCUUCCGGCCCACAAGCCCCUGCUCAUCUCGAGCUGUGAUUGGAUGGCUGCUAUGUUCCGUGGUUCCUUCAUGGAGAGCUACAUUGAGGAGGUCUCCAUACCUGACACCAGCAGUGCCUGCAUGCAUGGGGUGCUGGAGUUCCUGUACUGCGGCCAGCUGACGCCAAGCCCCGGCCUGGAGCCCAUUGACCUGAUCGUCCUGGCCAACAGGCUGUGUCUGCCCCGCCUCGUGGCUCUCACAGAACAACAUGCUGUUGAUGAGCUGCUCCAACUGGCUGUGAAGGGAACAGACAUUGACGGACAGGUGUUGGCUUACCUCGAGUUGGCUCAGUUCCAUAACGCUCAGCAGCUAUCGGCCUGGUGUCUGCACCAUAUAUGCACUAAUUACAACAGCAUCUGCCGCAAGUUUCCUAAAGACAUGAAAGCCAUGUCUCAAGUUAACCAGAGGCACUUUGAGAAGCAGCGCUGGCCUCCCGUGUGGUUCCUGAAGGAGGAGGACCGCUACCUGCGCUCUCAGAAGGAGCGCGAGCGCGAGGAGGAGAUCCUGCGCAAGCAGAACACCAAGCGGGGCUGGUGCUUCUGGAGGCACCAGUCGUCCUCCUCGCCCCACGUCUCCUGAGCUCCCCCGGGCUCCUGACUCCGUUCCAGAAUGUCCCCCAGUGCUCAGUGGUAUGGAUGUGCUGGUUUGCCUGCUCCCCCCACCCCCACCUGUGUGCAUGGGAUUUGUAGUUGAAUGAGAAGAUUGUUUUUUCUUUAUUUUUUAGGCUUGUGUGACAGAGAAGAGAGUGAGUGAGCGAGAGAGAGCGCCUUUGUGUCUCUGAGCAUGUGGGUGUGUGCCACCGAGCCACUUCAGUACCAUUCGGUCUCCUUUCACAAGACCUCCUCCUCCUCUUCCACCUCCUCCCCCCCCCCCUCCUCC